AUGACACGACCUGGCGUCGAACAUGAUGCCCAGAAACAUAGGGUCGGGAGUUCCACCGACGGCUCGAACACCGCAGAACGUGUUGAAGCUGGGCACCAUGCACCGGACCACGAUCAUGUCAAGGCAUACAGCAUCUACACAUCGAGCGAGAAAUGGUUCAUCGUCGCCGUGGCUGCCUUUGCCUCAUUGUUCAGCCCGUUCACCGCCAAUAUCUACUUUCCCGCUAUACCAACUAUAGCAGCUGCCUUCCAUAAAUCGACAGAAGACAUAAAUCUGACCGUGACGGUUUACUUGAUCGUUCAAGGUCUUUCACCUAUAUUCUGGGGAACGCUUGCCGACCGAUGGGGUCGCAGACCCAUGUUUCUCGGAUGCUUGCUCGUUCUCUUCUUGUCCUGUAUCGGACUUGCACUCAUUCCAACAGACGCAUAUUGGGCACUCAUGGUCCUCCGAUGUGUCCAAGCCGCGGGGUCUGCGAGCACUGUAGCGUUAGGUGCUGGGGUCAUUGCAGAUAUUGCCGCUCCUUAUGAACGCGGUACAUAUUUUGGUUUUUGGAACGUCGGGCCCAUGGUUGGUCCAUGUGUAGGCCCGGUACUGGGAGGUGUUCUUGCAGAAAACCUAGGCUGGAGAUCCAUUUUCUGGUUCCUUGUGAUUGCCUCUGCAGUGUGCUUCGUUGUCAUACUCUUGUUUUUGCCCGAGACUUUGCGCGCCUUCGUUGGAGACGGCAGCAUCCCCCCACCGCGCUUCUACUACCCUCUGAUACCCAUCGUUGGUCGCAACCGCCAGAAAGUCACGCCCCAGGACCCGUCCACCCGCCCGGCGCGGCGGCGCUUCAACAACCCGCUCAUCCUCUUCCUCUACCCGGACAUCCUCCUUCUCCUCUUCUUCAACGGCAUGAUCUACUCGGUCUUCUACGCUGUGACCAUCAGCAUCUCCACGCUCUUCAAGAGCAGCUACACGUUCCUCAACGAAACCGACAUCGGGCUAUGCUUCCUCGCGAUCGGCGGUGGCAUGCUCAUCGGCGGCGUCAUCACCGGCCGCGUGCUCGACUACGAAUACAGGCGCGUCAAGAACCAGAUGUUCGCGAAAUUCGCGAUAGAGACGGACCCAGAGAAGAAGGUCCGUCCAGAGGACGUAACGAAGGACGAGAACUUUCCCAUCGAAAAGGCGAGACUGAGGUUGAUGCCGUUUUAUUUCGGCCUGUUCGUAGUAGCGACCAUCGUCUAUGGCUGGACGUUAGACGCAGGGACCAACAUUGCCGGUCCGCUAAUAUCGUCAAUUUUUGUCGGCUACGCCGUCGUAGCUAACAUGAACGUGACGCAAACUCUCAUCGUUGACCUCGUUCCGGGACAGAGUGCGGCCGUAACAGCAUGUAACAACAUGGUGCGAUGCUCCCUCGGUGCAGUAAUGGUUUCGGUCAUCAACCCCAUCCUCAAUGCCAUGGGGCCCGGAUGGACGUAUGUACUCCUUCCGGGCAUCUGUGUCGUCUUGUCGCCUAUCAUGAUCUUCACGUACCAUAUCGGUCCUCGUUGGCGAGCACGCCGCAGAGCACGACGUCAGGCUCGCGAGGCAGCCACCGCAUCAUAA
This is a messenger RNA of Laetiporus sulphureus 93-53, 1584 nucleotides long. Its product is annotated as MFS general substrate transporter. NCBI's taxonomy places the organism in Eukaryota, Fungi, Basidiomycota, Agaricomycetes, Polyporales, Laetiporaceae. Gene Ontology annotation, molecular function: transmembrane transporter activity. Gene Ontology annotation, biological process: transmembrane transport. Bases 1 to 1584 code for a protein of 527 amino acids. The record is from RefSeq and is a predicted model, not a curated record. The transcript has 10 exons.